Linum tenue is the source of this 1617-nucleotide messenger RNA. The record is from the annotation of a GenBank genome assembly. Lineage: Eukaryota; Viridiplantae; Streptophyta; Magnoliopsida; Malpighiales; Linaceae.
UCGUAAUCAUCGGGAGAGGAUUCCAACUUCGAGACGGGAGCGGAGAACAAACGUCUCACCUUCCUAUUGGUUGGAGAUAACCGAGUCGGCCAAUUCCCCGGCUAUAAAUUGAACCCUCAACUUCCCCUUUCUUCACCACAAUUCAAUCUCAAACAACCUAUCCUCCUAAUCAAAUUUCCGAUUCAGAGCUUUCCUCUCUCAAGAUGCAGAUCUUUGUUAAGACACUCACCGGGAAGACUAUCACUCUUGAGGUCGAGAGCAGCGACACCAUCGACAAUGUUAAGGCGAAGAUUCAGGAUAAGGAGGGAAUCCCUCCGGACCAGCAGAGGCUGAUCUUUGCCGGCAAGCAGCUGGAAGACGGGAGGACCUUGGCUGAUUACAACAUCCAGAAGGAGUCGACCCUUCACCUGGUUCUCCGUCUGCGUGGAGGCAUGCAGAUCUUCGUCAAAACCUUGACUGGAAAGACCAUUACUUUGGAGGUGGAGAGUUCUGACACCAUUGAUAAUGUCAAGGCGAAGAUCCAGGACAAGGAGGGAAUCCCUCCGGAUCAGCAAAGGCUCAUCUUCGCUGGUAAGCAGCUUGAGGAUGGCAGAACCCUCGCUGACUACAACAUCCAGAAGGAGUCGACUCUCCAUCUCGUUCUGAGGUUGAGGGGAGGUAUGCAGAUCUUUGUGAAGACCUUGACUGGGAAGACCAUCACCUUGGAGGUUGAGAGCUCCGACACCAUUGACAAUGUCAAGGCGAAGAUCCAGGACAAGGAGGGCAUUCCCCCAGACCAGCAGAGGCUUAUCUUCGCCGGGAAGCAGCUCGAGGAUGGAAGAACCCUUGCUGACUACAACAUCCAGAAGGAGUCUACCCUUCACCUUGUCUUGAGGCUCAGAGGUGGUAUGCAAAUCUUUGUGAAGACUCUGACUGGUAAGACCAUCACUUUGGAGGUGGAGAGCAGUGAUACCAUUGACAAUGUCAAGGCCAAGAUUCAGGACAAGGAGGGCAUCCCACCAGACCAGCAGAGGCUCAUCUUUGCAGGAAAGCAGCUCGAGGAUGGGCGAACUCUGGCCGAUUAUAACAUUCAGAAGGAGUCAACUCUCCAUUUGGUGCUGAGGCUUAGGGGAGGGAUGCAGAUCUUUGUCAAGACUCUUACUGGGAAGACUAUCACGUUGGAGGUGGAGAGCAGUGACACCAUUGAUAAUGUGAAGGCCAAAAUUCAGGACAAGGAGGGUAUUCCACCAGACCAGCAGAGGCUGAUCUUCGCUGGCAAGCAGCUUGAAGAUGGAAGGACUUUGGCUGACUAUAACAUUCAGAAAGAGUCAACCCUCCACCUUGUCCUUCGUCUGCGUGGUGGCUUCUAAAGGGUUGUUCUUGUCUGUUGUUGCUGUGGAUGUGUCUGUAAGUCUGUUGAUGAUGGUUUGAAGGUUGUUGGACUUAUGAUGGAUAUUUGAAGAAUGUUUUUUUAAGUUUCUGGUGCAUGAGGUUAGCCUGGUGUCUCCUCUAGUUCCAAGCUUUGUUUCUUUCAGGUUAUGUUGGCCCUGGUGGCCUUGUGAACAGUUAUGUCUCUCUUGUUUUUCUGUUGAAUAAAAUUGUCGGAAGUAUUUCGUGUCUAUGGUAAAUAUUUCUUCA